AUGAAUGCAUUGAGAAGGCUGCUCACGUUGCAGAAACACCUAGGCACCUUGUCCAACCGCGGAUUCGCUACGACUGCCAAGAUGGCCACCAACGGGGAGCUCAACAUCGACUCCAAGUACCAACUGAACUCAGGGUACGAGAUACCGGCACUGGGCUUCGGUGUGUAUCAGACUCCCGCGGCCGAGGCGGCCGAACUCGUCAAGCACGCCAUUGCCAACGGGUAUCGUCAUGUCGACUCAGCCCGAGCCUAUCGCAACGAGAAGGCUUCAGCCACGGGCCUGCUAGCCGCCGGCGUUCCCCGUUCGUCGCUCUUCUUCACGUCCAAGGUAGCACCAAAAGCCAUGUCGUACGAGUCGGCAAAAGCGGAUGUGGAGGCGACGCUCCAAGAAACGGGGCUUGACUACAUCGACCUAUACCUGGUUCAUGCGCCGUACGGAGGGCGCGAGGCACGCUUGGGCGCGUGGAAGGCGCUGGUCGAGGCUGUCGAAGCGGGGAGUGUGAGGAGCAUUGGCGUCAGCAACUAUGGCGUCCAUCACCUGGAGGAGUUGGAGGCGUGGAUCAAAGAGACGGAGGACAAACGGGGAAAGGGCAAGGGCGGCGUGCUGAGCGUGAACCAAGUGGAACUGCAUCCAUGGUUGGCCAGGGAUGACAUAGUCCAGUGGUGUCGGCAGCGGGGCGUUCUGAUGGAGGCCUAUUGUCCGCUGGUUCGGGCUACUAAGAACGAUGAUCCAUUGUUGGUGUCACUCGCGAGCAAACAUGCGAAGACGUCGGCACAGGUUCUGCUGAGGUGGGGUCUGCAGAAGGGCUUCGUGAUCCUUCCCAAGACUGUGACCCUGUCUCGCAUCGAGGAGAACGCCAACAUUUUCGAUUUCAAGCUGGACGCCGAGGAUAUGAAGAGCCUAGAGACGGGGGCAUACGCACCGUGCGCCUGGGAUCCCACCGUUAGCCGUGACUAA
Diplodia corticola is the source of this 957-nucleotide messenger RNA. RefSeq names its product alcohol dehydrogenase. The coding region runs from base 1 to 957 and encodes 318 amino acids. Lineage: Eukaryota; Fungi; Ascomycota; Dothideomycetes; Botryosphaeriales; Botryosphaeriaceae. Gene Ontology annotation, molecular function: oxidoreductase activity. The transcript is spliced from 6 exons. The record is from RefSeq and is a predicted model, not a curated record.